AUGGCGCUCUUGAAGGAUCGCAAGAGUCCUAAAGAGGAGGCCAACAUGGACCAGCUGAUUAUGCAAAUCGACGAGAUCAUCCAACGAAGACAGGAUGAGCUCUUCAACCGCCUUUCUUCUGUACUUUCUCAACCACUUUCUCCACCCGACCGGAACGACCCUCCUGACCGAUGGCCGGUGGACUUGGCUGUCCGGGAAGCGACCGUGCCGGACAGCGACAGCCCAGACCCCUUGGAUCCCUUACAUGCGCUGCUGCACGAAGCGCGAUUGGAAGACUCUGAUGCAAAGAUGAGGACCUCCUUGCAUGUGGAGGCAUCAGAACAGAAAACAGAGGAAUCAAGGGGACGCAAAGUUAAAAAGAAGCGGUGGCAAGUGAACUCGAUACCUCUUUUGGAAGAGGAAGAUUAUGAGGUGUUGGCAGAUGAGCGCUCCCGACGGAGAGCUGCGCGAACGGCACACCCAGAUGAGACAGAAACAAAGCAUGUGCAUCAUGAGCCAAAGACUUGGAGCUACAAGCUUGCAAAGUGGGUCAUUUCCAAGCACUUUGAAGGCGUGUUUGCAGCUGUGAUCUUUAGCAACUCCAUCUUUUUAGGCAUUUCUCUGGAAUUCGAAGCUGGGAACAUUGGGAAGGACAUGCCAGUGGUAUUCAAGGUCUUUGACCUAGCUUAUUUGGCGCUCUUCUUGAUCGAGCUGUUGCUGAAAAUCUGGGUUGAUGGACGGAACUUCUUCUGCGCCAAGGAUCGGACGCUGAUGUUCUGGAACUAUUUGGACCUGACCAUCGUUUGCACCUCUUUGGUGGAGGUAGUCUUUGACAUCCUUUUGCUGGCACAGACGGGUGACAACGAUAAUCGCAUUGUGCCAACGAAUCUGAUCCGCGUGAUCCGCAUCGUGCGCAUCUUGCGGGUGAUGCGCGUCAUCAAGGUGGUGAAGUUCAUUUCUGGCCUCACCUCGCUGAUUUCUUCAAUCUUGUCUACCUUGAAAUCCUUGCUCUGGAGCUUGCUUCUUCUUCUCAUGGUCAUGUAUGUGUUUGGUAUUUUGUUCACUGACAAUGCCAUUGGGUUUAUCACCUUGCAGGGAGUCGAGACCAUGCACAUAGCGGGGUCAGUGGAAGCUGAUCUCAUGAAACAUUUUGGCUCCUUGCACAGCUCCAUGCAUACGCUUUUCCGCUCUGUGACUGGUGGAGUGGACUGGGGUAAUAUGGCAGAAUUGCUCGUCCACAUCAACUGGUUUUGGGGAUAUGUUCUGACGGGCUACAUUGCAUUUUCAUAUUUCACCGUUCUAAAUGUGAUGACUGCUGUCUUUUGCAAACGUGCAAUUGAAAGCGCUGAGCAAGAUGAGCAAAACAUAAUGCAACGAUUUCACGAUGACCAGAGGCGGCUCAAAAGACGCAUUGAACAACUCUUCCACAUCUUUGAUGGUUUGGAAGAAGAUGGAGCCAUCACCCUUUGUGAGCUGGAGAGCUUCUUCGACCAAGAUGAGGUCCGAGCCAUCUUCCAAUCGUUGGAUCUCAGUGCUCGAGACUCCUGGACUCUUUUCAAAUUGCUGGAUGAGGAAGGCAAUGGAGAUAUUAAUCUCAUGGAAUUCAUGGACGGCUGCUUGCGUUUGAGAGGGCCAGCGAAGGCCCUUGACAUUGCCUGCGUCAUGGAUGAAAGCCGCCGGAUCAAGAGGAAAGUGAUCUUGGCUGAUCAGCGGCUGAAGCAUUUGGAGAGCAACGUCGCUGCCCUCCGGUUGGAUUGGAAGCAGGUGAGCGAUCAACAGAAAGGCGUUCAAGGUGCGACUCAGCAGGACAAGCGAAUGGCCCCAGACAGAGAGUUUGAUCUGCCAUACGACAUUGGUCCUCAUGUGGACUUUGAUGUCCAUCCACAGAUCAUGCUUCCUGGUGUCUUAUUGACGUAA
Molecule: messenger RNA, 1896 nt
Organism: Durusdinium trenchii
Lineage: Eukaryota; Dinophyceae; Suessiales; Symbiodiniaceae
Source: the annotation of a GenBank genome assembly